Molecule: messenger RNA, 1310 nt
Organism: Dioscorea cayenensis subsp. rotundata (Guinea yam)
Lineage: Eukaryota; Viridiplantae; Streptophyta; Magnoliopsida; Dioscoreales; Dioscoreaceae
Product: CHD3-type chromatin-remodeling factor PICKLE-like
Exons: 5
Coding region: 503-778 (91 amino acids)
Biological process (GO): negative regulation of transcription by RNA polymerase II; chromatin remodeling
Cellular component (GO): chromatin; nucleus
Molecular function (GO): chromatin binding; ATP-dependent chromatin remodeler activity; histone binding
Source: RefSeq, a predicted model, not a curated record
CCCAAACACUAACCCAUAGCCCUCCACCUCCAUGGCACUGAAAACCACCUCCACAUGCUCACCGUCCUCCUCCGAUGGCAGCCCAAACUCACUGUUUGUGAACUCUUCAUCACCCUCGGUGUCCUCGACUAUGUCGCCCGAAACUUCUCAUCUACAAGGGCAUCUUCAGUGAAUUCGUAAGGCUUUCCUCUGGACCGGUUCCGACCGGGAGAACCUGGAGUUUAACUUUCGCUGGACCCGGCGGAACCUUACCAUCGUCGGCUUGUUCAGAAUUGUCGUUCCCAUCCUCAUCUACAAGGGCAUCGUCAGUGAAUUCCAUAUGCAAGACGAGGAUGCCGGAAGGCCCUACAGGAAAUUCCUGUGAAAAUUCCAAUUAAGGAUCUCGAUAAUUAAUAGUGGCGAGAAUUGGCUUCUAAUGCUUUGCUGUAUCUCUGGAUGGUAAGAAGAUCACUAGUUUCGAGGAGUUGAACCUUGUUUGAUUUCAGGAGUUACAAAGGAUGUUAUGAAAGAUCUGCCACCAAAGAAGGAACUGAUAUUACGUGAUGAAUUAAGUAGCAAGCAGAAAGAAUACUACAAAGCCAUUCUUACUCAUAAUUACCAGGUUUUAGCUCGUCGUGGAGGCGCACAGAUCUCUCUUAUCAAUGUUGUUAUGGAACUUCAUAAGCUUUGUUGUCACUCGUACAUGUUAGAAGGAGUUGAACCUGAAGUAGAGCCAGCAUAUGCCAAUGAAGGGUUAAGGUUGCUGGCUGAAAAGGAACGGAAGGGAUUUGAGGAAUAAAGGUGCAGGAUAUUAAGAGAGGUCAGAAGAUAUCAAGUCGGUUAGUGCCUUUCUAUUUAUUUAUAUUUUAAAUAGUUAAGAAUCUAACCAAUUGUUCUAAUUUCUUUUUCAUAGUUUAUAGACUUUCAUGGAGACUUUAUUAAAAAAUUAAAAAUUAAAAAGAUGUCAAUUAGAGUCUUCAAGAAUGUCAAAGAUGGUAUUGCAAUACUAGUUGUUGUAUAUGUUGCUCAAAAUAAAAUAGACUAAUUCAUUUUCAUUUCUGUUAUUAUGAAACCUCAUCGAAAUCAUACACAAAUAUACAAGAAGUUUUCAGUUUUGGGAAAUUAUUCAUUCUUUAUUCAUUAAAAAUUUACGAAGAUGUAUAUAUAUGUAUGCCAUAUGCUAUAUAUUUUUUCUAUAUCCAUCAUGCACAUAUAUAUCAGUGUCUGUAUUUACAUGAUUAUGAGGUGGUGACAAAUUGGGCUGGCAUAUAUGCAUGACAUGCAACUAGCAAGGAUAUUGACAUGUCCGAAUAUGCGUGUACACCGCAACU